AUGAUUACGAAAAGUAUUGGGGUAUUUUAUGCUGAUGAAUGGGUUCAUAAAAGUGUGUAUGGUAGAUCCGUCGUAUUUUUCAGACAUCGAUCAAAGAAAAGUCUUAUGCUCAGGUCUCCAUACCUCGUGGGUUUUGGUUACUCACGUCCAGAAGAAGGGAAAACUUAUGCACACUAUCAACAAACAACUAAUAGCGAUGCUCUCUACCUUCAUCCUGACCGCCCUCAUAUGACUUUUACCAAAAUUCAUGAUAUAUAUGCUCUGGGAGUGGUUCUCCUCGAGAUUGCAACAUGGAGGAUCGCAAAAGAUCAUUUUGACUCUGCAGUAAAGGGUCUCGAUCUUGAUGUCACGACUAUUGAUAAAGAAGAGGUCAGUGAAAAUUUCAAGAGUAUUGCUAAGAAGAGUAUCCCUUAUCACAUGGGAACUACUUAUAUGGAACCAGUCGUUUCUUGCUUGGAUGAUGUGUACAAAGGCCAUACUGAUUCCCCGACAUUUUUGGAGGCAUUUCAAACCGAGAUUAUUGAUAAGUUGAAUGCGAAGCAAUUGUUGUCUCGCCAGAAUGAUAAUGAAUUUUCGGGGCUAGAGCUUUCGUAG
Molecule: messenger RNA, 594 nt
Organism: Botrytis fragariae
Lineage: Eukaryota; Fungi; Ascomycota; Leotiomycetes; Helotiales; Sclerotiniaceae
Product: putative het-s domain protein
Exons: 1
Coding region: 1-594 (197 amino acids)
Biological process (GO): protein phosphorylation
Molecular function (GO): ATP binding; protein kinase activity
Source: RefSeq, a predicted model, not a curated record